Messenger RNA from Haliotis rufescens (red abalone), 1380 nucleotides. RefSeq lists its product as uncharacterized. The transcript is spliced from 7 exons. Gene Ontology annotation, biological process: dGTP catabolic process. Gene Ontology annotation, molecular function: 8-oxo-7,8-dihydrodeoxyguanosine triphosphate pyrophosphatase activity. The record is from RefSeq and is a predicted model, not a curated record. Bases 1 to 1113 code for a protein of 370 amino acids. Gene Ontology annotation, cellular component: cytosol. Lineage: Eukaryota; Metazoa; Mollusca; Gastropoda; Lepetellida; Haliotidae.
AUGUCUGCUACUACGGAGGAAACCAACGAGCGACCUAAGGUCGGGGUAGGCGUGUUUGUGACAAGUCAGGACCAUCCUGGAUGUGUUUUGCUCGGCAUCAGGCAAGGUUCCUCCGGGGAGGGAAUGUAUGCCCUUCCAGGAGGACACUUAGAAUUUGGCGAGUCGUGGGAGGAGUGCGGUGCGAGGGAGGUGCUGGAGGAGACGGGGCUGACACUGAAGGGGGUGCGGUACUGCACUGUACUCAACGGGGUGAAGAGAGAGGAGAAUUACCACUACGUGGAGUUGUUCGUCAGGGGAGAGGUGGACCUUUGUCUCAAAGCAGAACCACAAAACAUGGAGCCUCAUAAAUGUCUGGGUUGGGAAUGGGUGAAAUGGGACGAGUUUCCUCCCUUAGAUAAACUCUUCUUUCCCCUGAGAUUGAUUCGAGAACAAGACUACAAUCUGUUCCAAGAGUGUAUUUAUAUAGUACGCAUGCGCUGUUGCUACGGCACGGCCACGGCAAAACAAGGUCAGUCUGGUCGGAUGGCCAAUCUAUUUGUUGGCAUUCUAGGAAUGUCAGCUCGGCGCACCUUGUGUCCUCUAAUUGAAUUAUAUUCAAAUACUAAAAUACAAUUAAUUUAUUCAUGUUUUUAUUCAUUCUGCGGGACUGUUAAGAUGUCUGCUACUACGGAGGAAACCCACGAGCGACCUAAGGUCGGGGUAGGCGUUUUUGUGACAAGUCAGGACCACCCUGGAUGUGUUUUGCUCGGCAUCAGGCAAGGUUCCUCCGGGGAGGGAACGUAUGCCCUUCCAGGAGGACACUUAGAAUUUGGUGAAUCGUGGGAGGAGUGCGGUGCGAGGGAGGCGAUGGAGGAGACGGGGCUGACACUGAAGGGGGUGCGGUACUGCACUGUAGUCAACGGAGUGAAGAGAGAGGAGAAUUACCACUAUGUUACGCUGUUCGUCAGGGGAGAGGUGGACCUCAGCUUCAAGGCAGAACCACAGAACAUGGAGCCACAUAAAUGUCUGGGUUGGGAAUGGGUGAAAUGGGACGAGUUUCCUCCCUUAGAUAAACUCUUCUGUCCCCUGCGAUUGAUUCGAGAACAAGACUACAAUCUGUUUCAAGAAUGCUGAUAUUCAGACACACUGCUCCAACAGACACACAGACACUCAGAAGGAAACUUGGCACGGUACUGAAGAGACCAUGGAUUGUCAGAUGUCGUUCAUGUUCUUGAAUUAAAUGACCUGCUUAAUUCAAAUAAUGUACGCUUUGGGUGUCAGCAUAAUGCGUACCACAGACUCACUGAUCCAUAAGACACAGACAGGAAGCCGCUGAACGUGUCUUAAUUCGAAGCAGACCUGAUGCGUUCAUGACUUCUUGAAUAAAAACAUCUGCUCAAA